Seriola aureovittata is the source of this 1781-nucleotide messenger RNA. It is a transcript of the gene c1ql3a, whose product is annotated as complement component 1, q subcomponent-like 3a. The record is from RefSeq and is a predicted model, not a curated record. Gene Ontology annotation, molecular function: protein binding. The coding region runs from base 438 to 1208 and encodes 256 amino acids. NCBI's taxonomy places the organism in Eukaryota, Metazoa, Chordata, Actinopteri, Carangiformes, Carangidae. The transcript is spliced from 2 exons.
UGCUCCUGCUGUGUCUCUGGCUGCAUCAGACAGACGGUCUAGCUGGUCCUGAUCCACGUUUAGAGUUCAGCUGCUGGGAAGACACUCUGGUUCGGGACCUGUGGAUCAAAGAGGGGCCAGACCCCACGUGUGGAUUUCAGCGCGCCUCAGAGAUGCUGAAUCCAGAGCUUGUGGAGUAAAAGGCGGGAGUUUGAGAGAAAGUUGACGAAGCAGCGCAUCAGCAGAAAAAGUGUUUGGGAGAGACGCGGAGCAGAGGGGAGGGGGUCACUUCCACAAGUCCAUUAGCAUUAAAGUGUAGCUCUGCUACUUUUUCUCUUUAAAGCGGCUCCUCACCAGCCUCCAAAAUUUCACCCAAAAGCAGACAACAGGAUCAUCCUGCGCUAACGCGGCUGGUCGGCAGGAAGCGGCUGGUGGCGGCGGGGGUCCUGGGGGUCGUGAUGGUUCUGGUUUUGGUCAUCCUCAUCCCGGUUCUGGUCAACUCAGCGGGGACAGCGGCGCAUUACGAAAUGCUCGGUACCUGCAGGAUGGUGUGCGACCCGUACGGCACCAAGUCUCCGUCCAGCACCGCCACGGCGGACCCGGUCCGAGACAACAGCCUGGUGCAGUCUUUACCCACGUUCAUCCAAGGUCCGAAAGGGGAACCGGGUCGGCCGGGUAAGGCGGGUCCUAGGGGACCUCCUGGCGAGCCGGGACCGCCCGGUCCAGUGGGGCCACCUGGAGAAAAAGGUGAACCGGGCAGACCCGGUUUACCAGGACCUCCGGGAUCCACCGCAUCUGCCGGUGCAAUCAGCGCGGCCACUUACACCACUGUGCCCAAGAUCGCCUUUUACGCGGGGCUAAAGAAGCAGCACGAGGGCUACGAGGUGCUCAAGUUCGACGAUGUGGUGACGAACCUGGGAAACCACUACGACCCGACCACCGGGAAGUUCACCUGCUCCAUCCCCGGGAUUUAUUUCUUCACGUACCACGUCCUGAUGCGCGGAGGAGACGGAACCAGCAUGUGGGCUGAUCUGUGCAAAAACAACCAGGUGCGGGCCAGUGCCAUUGCCCAGGACGCAGACCAGAACUAUGACUAUGCCAGUAACAGUGCUGUGUUGCACCUGGAACCUGGAGAUGAGGUCUACAUUAAACUAGAUGGAGGCAAAGCUCAUGGAGGCAACAACAACAAGUACAGCACCUUCUCUGGAUUCAUCAUCUAUGCUGACUAGAAAACACCACAUCCCCAGCUGUCACAGACCCUGUGGUCCAGAUCUUGCCACUAAUAAAAUGCUCAGACUUCCACUUUUACACAUGUGGAGAAUCCAAUAUGAAAGUUUCUUCAUAACCAGUGUAUUACUUUACUUUGUACAUCUGCCAUCACCACAGUCCGCAGUGACUCCGGAUUUUCAUUACAUCACAGCUGACGUCUUUGUGUUAAUGUAGAACUGUGACAGAGUGAUGGUGUGAAGGUGUGUGUGUGGUGUAAUGUGAGAAAUAAAGUGCGAGAAAGGCCCAGCCUAUAUACUACUGUACAGCUGGGGGACACAUGAUAUGUGUGUGUGUGUGUAUGUGUGUGUGUGUGUGUGUGUCGCUCUCUCUCUCUCGAGGGGUGUGGUAACAAUAGAGCGAUAGAGACCCCUCACUCUUAAAUCUGAUUGGGCAAUAACCUGCCUGUGAGUCCAGAGAGGAAAACCUCAGAAAGAGCAUCAGCUAACGUGUAGUUCUAAAAACUGUCAAGUCAGUGAGUGUCAGGUAAUCAACUGUAGGAUGAUUUUGUGCAAUACCUAUUAUAAUAAACUAUA